GAUAAGAAACGAACGUACAUAAAGAAGCCACUGAACGCUUUCAUGCUCUUCAUGAAGGAGAUGAGGCAGAAGGUCAUUGAGGAAUGCACGCUGAAGGAGUCUGCAGCCAUCAACCAGAUUCUCGGCAGGAAGUGGCACGCGCUGGAGCGAUCGGAGCAGGCGAAGUACUACGAGAUGGCGAAGAAGGAGAAGGAACUGCAUAUGCAACUACACCCCGGCUGGUCUGCCAGGGACAACUAC
Helobdella robusta is the source of this 240-nucleotide messenger RNA. RefSeq lists its product as hypothetical. NCBI's taxonomy places the organism in Eukaryota, Metazoa, Annelida, Clitellata, Rhynchobdellida, Glossiphoniidae. The annotation marks the transcript as partial. Gene Ontology annotation, molecular function: RNA polymerase II cis-regulatory region sequence-specific DNA binding; DNA-binding transcription factor activity, RNA polymerase II-specific. Gene Ontology annotation, biological process: canonical Wnt signaling pathway; regulation of transcription by RNA polymerase II. Gene Ontology annotation, cellular component: beta-catenin-TCF complex. The record is from RefSeq and is a predicted model, not a curated record. The transcript has 2 exons.